AUGUCUUCUCAAAGACAUUGGAUGUCUCCCCCUGCAUCUCUACUACAGCCACUAUCUGUCCCAGACAGGUUAUUACUAGGACCCGGGCCUUCCAAUUCUUCUCCACGGGUCUUAUUUGCAAAUAGCCGACAACUCAUAGGACAUCUACACAAAGAGUUGAUUCAGAUAAUGGAUGAUAUCAAGGUGGGAAUCCAGUAUAUAUUCCAGACACAGAAUCCUCUCACACUGGCUAUCAGUGGCACAGGCCACUGUGCAAUGGAAGCCGCCUUCCUGAAUUUGGUGGAACAGGGAGACAAAGUCUUAGUAGCGGUGAAUGGAUUUUGGGGAGAACGAGCAACUGACAUCGCAAGCAGACUUGGAGCUGAAGUACAUCAAUUGGUAAAGGCUCCUGGAGAAUAUUUUACUUUAGAAGAAAUAGAAAGGGGCUUGAUGCAGCAUGCUCCCUUUUUAUUUUUCAUCACACAUGGAGAAUCUUCCACUGGAGUAGUUCAGCCACUGGAUGGCCUGGGAGAUCUCUGUCACAGAUAUAAUUGCUUGCUACUGGUAGAUGCUGUGGCAUCAUUAGGUGGCACUCCAAUACUUAUGGACCAGCAAGGUAUUGACAUUCUGUAUUCUGGCUCCCAGAAAGUUUUAAGUGCACCACCUGGUGCUUCUCCCAUUUCUUUCAGCAACAGAGCCAGAAAGAAGAUUCAUACUAGGAAAACAAAACCAAUUUCCUUUUACCUGGAUGUGGAAGAGCUAUCUACAUACUGGGGCUGCGAUGGUAAUCCAAGAAAGUAUCAUCAUACUGCACCUAUCAGCACAUUCUUCUGCUUGCGAGAAGCUUUGGCAAUUUUCGCAGAAAAGGGACUAGAGACAUCCUGGAAGCUUCAUAAAGAAAACAGCCUCUAUCUCUGUGCAGGACUGCAGAAGUUAGGUCUCAAACCCUUUGUGAAAGAACCAGAUGCAAGACUUCCAACAGUCAACACUAUCUUUGUGCCCGAGGGAUAUGAUUGGAAGGAAAUAACUGAAUAUAUUAUGAAAAAUCAUGAGAUUGAGGUGUCUGGAGGCCUGGGUCCUUUAGCAGGCAAGGUUCUUCGCAUUGGACUGAUGGGCUAUAACUCCACUAAACCCAACGUUGACAGAGUCCUCCAAGCCAUGGGAGAGGCCCUCCAGCACUGUCUCAAGAACAAACUCUGAGUUCCUUCUUUUCACUUUCUCAUUCUUCAAUCUGCUUUGUGUAGAGGCAGCCAACCAACUGUUCUCUUCUACAGUUCAUUUGUCAAGAGAGCAGAGUUAAUGAACCAAGGUACUGGAGAAGCUUUCUACACAAGUUUCUUAAUUGCAUAAUUCAAAAAUACAUAUGUAGCUACAGGUUACAUUUUACACAAGGAUAAAAAUCUGUUUUCAUUUCAAUUAAUUUUUACUCACUAAUGUAAUCAAAUUAUAUUCAAAUUACUAAAUGGGAUUUGGCUUGUUGUCAUUCCUUUUGCAUCUCUGCACUGAAUGUAUAGUCUUGUGCAAAGUGGCUAAUGUUUACAUCAUAGACACUUUGAAUAGCAUGCAGGUGUAUCUAUACCAAUUUUUAUUUUUCCUAUUAUAGCUUCCUGUUUUUGAUUGUGAUACUGACUCUUCUAAACUUGAGUAAAUUAUUAUUGGAAAUUGUUGUACAUGCAAUACUGAGAUACACCUCUUUCAGCUAUAAGUUAUAAGUAUGGAAAGCCACCAUUGUGACCGAAUGAGUGACACCAAUGGAGUUAACUUGGAAAGAUAACUUGGAAAUCAUCUGCCCAGCCAGACUCUCUUGUUAUUCAGAAAGCAGACUAAGUUUGAAUCACUCAGUGGUUCAUUCCCCAUAUCACCUCCUGCUUCUAGAAAUUUUGCAAUGAUAGAACAGUUUCUAAACAACUAUAUGGCAUUUGUCAUAAUAUUUUAAAAAAUAUUUUAAACUGUAUCUGAAUAUUCAAAAGUAAAAAGAACCUGGGAAUAAGAAUUAUGAUAAACAUCAUCCAGCAAACUUACAUUAGAUAACAUUCCAUAUAAGUUACAACAAAAUGCUGCCAAAGAAAGAAUGUUUUUCAUUUAUUAAAUAUGUAGUUUUAUUACUCUCCAGUACCAACUUAAACAUUUUCAUUUUUUAAAAAGUCCAAAAAACUUUGAAAGAAUAGAAGGGCAUAGUUUCCCUUGAAAUCCUGGUGAUUACAUGUUCUUACUGAAAUUGAAAUUUUAUUUAUAACCAGUGACCAGCAAAUUAACUACAAUUAAAACAAUCUGUACAUAGAAGCAUGUUCAAAAUACAGUAAGAGCGAUAAAAUCACCAAAUGGAUGUGCCAGUUAAAAUUUGCAAAAAAAAAAAAAAGAGAGAGAGACUAAGCAAAAUGAAAUAAAGACACGCCUAAAGACUUCUUAGUGACAGCAUUACAAGAUUUGAGCUUUGUUAUGGCAAUAAUUGCUGAUAAAAACAUGGCAUUCUGUUCAUAAUCUCAGGCUUCUGGUCUGGGAACAGAAAAUAUGCCAUGUUCCCUCAUGGAAAACAUGAUCUCUACUAAAGAAUAGUACAGACACAAUAGCAUGUAAGUUGCAUAGAAGGGACAGUGAAGAAAUAUAUACAACCUCAUUCUGAUCACAGGGCCAAUUUCUCCCAAUGAAUGAAAUUUUAUAAAAUCUGGGAUCCUAUAUUGCCCUGAAGUGAGCCAAGGAAAAGGCUCUGUAGUGUGCUAAGUAGGCUACAUUGAACAGGGUGUUCACAGGUCAAAAAGGUUUCCAAGGAGGAACUCACUCCUGUAGAUUGUAGCGCUUAAGUCUGUCUGGUAUGUGAUGCUGAAGAUUCUUUGAUGAAUCUUGGCUUUUACUUUCUCUAGGUGUAGAAAUAGCAAAAAGCAGAUACAAAAUUGCAGUAACACUGGUGACCUAAGAUACUUACCAUCCAUCUUGAUGCACAGUCUUCAAGGAGAAUUCGUGGGGCUAAUGGGUCGUGGGAAAAAAGUUUGUAGUCAUAUUGCUGUUGGG
Messenger RNA from Protobothrops mucrosquamatus (brown spotted pit viper), 2988 nucleotides. RefSeq names its product alanine--glyoxylate and serine--pyruvate aminotransferase (gene AGXT). Gene Ontology annotation, molecular function: L-alanine:glyoxylate transaminase activity; L-serine:pyruvate transaminase activity. The coding region runs from base 1 to 1179 and encodes 392 amino acids. The transcript is spliced from 11 exons. The record is from RefSeq and is a predicted model, not a curated record. Gene Ontology annotation, cellular component: peroxisome. Lineage: Eukaryota; Metazoa; Chordata; Lepidosauria; Squamata; Viperidae.